Molecule: messenger RNA, 18891 nt
Organism: Menidia menidia (Atlantic silverside)
Lineage: Eukaryota; Metazoa; Chordata; Actinopteri; Atheriniformes; Atherinopsidae
Source: the annotation of a GenBank genome assembly
GAAACCGACAGGGGUACAGGCGCAGCUUUGGGGACGGGGAUGGAACGACCCAACCUGGACUUGCUCUUUGUUGGCUGAACGUUUGCUGUUAAUCUUAAAGGCUUUGUGAGAGACAAAACAAGACGUGGACCCGAUCCGUUGCCAUGGUGCAUGUUUCCGCCUGUUUUUCAGGUGAAGGUGUUUAUUUUUUGGAAGUCCAGCCACAGGAGGGAAUGCAGACACCUGUCUGAGUGGAAGUUGGUGCCCAUUUGCUGUAGUAGACAGUAAAUAUUCCCCAGUCGCUCUACAAAACAAGCAGGAGGUAUGGGGGACAGUAAACCUGGAGGACUAGUCGCAGCUGCGAUAAACCGCCUGCAGGUGGUAAGGGGACUGGAAGAUGUGGAGGUGUCUGAGUGUGAGAGCUGUUGCUUUGAGGUGAUUCUCAACCUGGCCUACAUAGAAGGUGUGUGGACCAGGGACGGGACGCAGGUUAAAUCCAAGCCGAACUGUCGCAUCAGCACUCAUGGGAAGAAACACUGCCUCAUGCUCAACCGGGUGGCCUUAGGAGAUGCCGGUCUGUUCUGCUUUCAGGCCAAUGGCAUUCAGACUUCAAGCCUACUCAGUGUCAAAGCUAGGGACAUCCGAAUUGUGAAGGAGUUGGAAGAUGUUUCUACUACCGAACGUCAGCCCGUGAACUUCGUUUGUGAGGUCAACCAGGAGGACGUGGACGGUCGGUGGUAUCGGGAUGAGAGCAGGAUUCGACCUGGAGACACCAUCAAGAUCAGGCAUCAGGGAAAAACUCACUCCCUGAUGUACAAGUCAGUCAGGCCAGUGCACGCAGGGGAAAUCCGAUUCACUGCAGAGCGUGUCUCAUCCUAUGCAACGCUUAGAGUGAAAGAGCUUCCAGUCCAAAUAGUACGUCCCCUGAGGGUCAAGAUCGCCAUGUAUCGUCACCGAGGUCUUCUGGAGUGCCAAGUGUCCCGACCCAAUGCUCAGGUCAGGUGGUACAAGAACCGGAAGGAGCUCCUGCCCAGCAAGAAGUACCAACUGGUCAGCCAAGAUGUGUACAGGCAGCUGACCAUCGAAGACGUGUGCUCUUCAGAUGAAGACACUUACAUGUGUGACGCAGGAGAUGACAAAACUUCAUGCCAGCUUCUGGUGGAGGAGCAGGCCAUCAGCAUAGUACGGGGGAUGAAAUCGGUGGAGGUCAUGGAGCCAGAGCCCGCACUAUUCCAGGUCGAAACCAGCCUGAAGUCAGGAAGGCCCCCGAGGUGGACUCUGAAAGGCGGGGUUCUGGAGCCCAGUGCAGAGGUGAACAUUGAGAGGGAGGGCACCCUCCACAGCCUCUGUUUCACAGCCACCGACAGCUCCAUGUCAGGGCCUGUAGUCUUUAUAGCGGGGAAGAGUCGCUCCACUGCUCAGCUAACUGUGAGAGAGCGACCUCUUCAGGUUGUUCACCACAUGGAUGACAUGGAGGCGAAGGAGAACAGCUCUGUGACCCUAAGCUGCAGGUUUGCCCCCUCUCCCAGAGUCGUGCGUUGGUUUAAAGGUCGCACAGCUCUAAAGACCUCUAAUAAGUACAGCAUGAAGCGAGAAGGGAAGCGAGCAGAGCUGCUUAUUCAUGGAUUGACAGAGAUGGAUGCAGGACAGUACCGCUGCAUGGCUGGAGGUUCUCAAAGUUCAGCGCAGGUAAAGGUAGAAGUGAAAACGCUGAAGAUGGUCAAACACCUGGAGUCGGUGGACAUUGAGGAGGACGGCAUUGCCACUUUCUCAUGCGAGCUCAACUAUGUGGUUGCCAAUGCGGAAUGGCUCCUAAACAAUGUCCGCCUCUACUCCAACGCCAUCAGCAGGAUGCAGCACAUGGGCACAAUGCACAGCCUCAUGAUGAAGAAGCUCCGGCCUCAGGAGAGCCUGAUCACCUUCAAAGCAGGCGCCCUUACGGAGACCACCACCUUAAAAGUCAAGGAGCGCCCAGCAGUGUUCCUCAGGUCUUUGGAGGACGCCGUUGGAGAGGAGCAAGGGGACGUUUGCUUGCAAUGUGAAAUUUCCAAAGAUUCAGUGACACCUGUUUGGAGAAAAGAUGGUGUGAUCCUGGCAGCUGAUGACAAACACGAGAUUCUCCAGCUUGGACGGUCCAUGGCGCUCAUCAUUCAUUCACUGACGAAGGACGACGCUGGACAGUACACCUGUGAUCUGGGCACUAGUCAGACCAAAGCUAAAGUUACAGUACAUGACCGACACGUUACCAUUCUCCAGCGUAUCAAGACAUCUUCUAUCCUAGAGGGUGAAAACUGCACGUUUGAAUGCCAGCUCUCUCAUGACCUGGAUGAUGAGCCUUCCUGGACAGUUAAUGGCCAGGUGGUGGUUACAAACAGCCGUAUUCAGCUCAUCAGCAAUGCUCGCAAGUAUAAUAUGACCAUUAGAGAUGCUGUUCUUACCGAUGCUGGGGAUGUGGUCUUCACAAUAAAAGAUCUGAGCUGUAGGACCAUGCUUUUUGUCAAAGAGAAACCAGUGCAUAUCUUCAGGGACCUGCUGAAUGUGAAGGCUGUGCCUGGAGAGGAUGCAGAGCUGAGCUGUGAAAUUACCAAACCAGAAGCCACCAUCCGUUGGCUAAAAAAUGGCCACCUCAUGAGAGAAAGCCCAAAGUACGAAAUGACAGUGGAAAAGAAUGUGGCACGACUGGUGAUAAAGAAUACCGCCAUCAGAGACUCUGGGGAGUACUGCUGUGAGGCAGAUGGCGUCGCCUCCCGUGCCAAACUGGACAUCAGAGAUCUCCAGCACACAUUUGCAAGAGAACUGAGAGACUCCCGAGCAGAGGAAAAGGGGAAGGUGACGCUGGACUGUGAGACCAGGCGGCCUGCCAAGUGUGUGACCUGGCUGAAGGGCAUGGUGGAGCUGAGGUCUGGCAGGAAGUAUGUCAUUAGGCAGAAGGGGGUGGUGCUGUCCCUAACCAUCAACAGUCUGGAGAAAUCGGACACUGAUGUUUACAUAUGUGACGUUGGGACCAUGCAGAGUCGAGCGCAGCUGACGGUACAUGGCCAGAAAGUGUUGAUUUUGGAUGAAUUGGAGGAUGUGGAGUGUCUGGAGGGGGACACUGUCACAUUCAGGUGUCGAAUUUGUCCCAGCGACUACCCUGGAGUCAAAUGGUAUCUUGAUGAGACUUUGCUUUACACCAAUGAGCUCAAUGAGAUCCAGGUGGUUCCAGGGGGCUACCACACUCUCACCUUUAGGCAGCUUGCUCGUAAAGACACUGGCACCAUUUCCUUUGCAGCAGGGGACAAACGAUCGUAUGCCUCACUGUUGGUUAGAGAGAGGCGCCCCACCAUUAUCAAAGCACUAGAGGACUGUGAGGCUAUAGAAGGAGGAGGCUUGGUGCUGUCCUGUGUGACCUCCAAGCCGUGUCACAUCCUUUGGUACAAAGACGGAUGCCUGAUGUGGAACUCCUCCAGAUACUUUGCCAGUCGUUCUGGCUGUGAAGCCCGGCUGACCAUUCGAGAGGUCUGCAGCAGUGACGCUGGGGUAUAUGAAUGCAGCGCUGGAUCUGUUACGACUAGGGCUGUUGUCACAGUCAAAGCCAUCCCAGCAGAGUUCACCCAGCCUCUGAAUGCCAUGGAGGCCAAAGAAGGAGAAACUGUUACUUUAACCUGUGAGUACUCUCUGCCCGGGGUCCAGUUCCACUGGAGAAAAGGUUUCGAGAAUAUAAGACCUGGAGACAAGUAUUUGACAAAACAGAGGAAGACGAUCAUUUCGCUUACCAUCAAAGCUCUGACCCCUGAUGACUCAGGACAGUAUACGUGUGAAUGCAGACAGCAUCAGACAACAGCAAGCCUCCGAGUACACACUGUUCCCAUCACAUUCAUCCAACAACUGAAGAACAUACAAGCUGAGGAGGGCAGCAGUGUCGUAUUGCGCUGUGAAAUAUCCAAACCUGGAAUACCUGUCGCGUGGACGAAAGGGCAUGAAUUUCUAAAGAACGGGGUUAAGUACCAGAUGAGGAAAAGAGAGACAACCCUGGAGCUCCUGCUAUGGAAGCCUGUGCCUGAGGACAGUGGCGUCUACAGCUGUGUGUGUGCUGAUCAGGCUACAUCUGCCACAGUCAAAAUCACUGCUCUACCAGUCACCUUUAAGCAGAAGCUGAGGAACGUGUUGAUCGAAGAGGGCAACACGGCAACAUUACGCUGUGAGCUGUCCAAACCGGGUCACUCUGUGGAGUGGAUGAAGGGGGGUGAUGAACCCAUCAGGAAUGGAGAGAAGUACCACGUGCGGCAAAGAGAUAUGCUGAUUGAACUGAGGAUCUUGGAUGUGACACCUGAGGACAGCAACAUCUACACAUGCAUCUGCGGAGACAUCGAGACCACUGCCACUCUAACUGUGAAUGUUCUUCCUGUCACCUUCAAGCAAAAGCUGAAGAAUCUUCAAGUUGAGGAAGGACACAACAUCACACUGCAUUGCGAGAUUUCCAGAGCUGGUGUCCCGGUGGAGUGGAGACUUGGGGGAGAGCUGUUGGAAAAUGGGGAGAAGUACCAGAUGAAACAAAGGGACUCAACCUUGGAGUUAACCAUCAGAGAUGCUGUUCCAGAGGACAGUGGGGUCUACACCUGCGUGUGCAGGGAGCUGAAAACAAAGGCCACUGUAAAAGUUAUUGAGGUACCUGCUACAUUUAAAGUGAGCCUAAAGAGCCUGGAGGCCACAGAGGGGAACAGCGUGACGCUGCAAUGUGAGCUGUCAAAGAAGGGAGCCCCAGUUCAGUGGCAGAAAGAGGGUCUGGCGCUGUCUGAGCAGGUGUCUCGGGGAAAGUACGAAAUGAAGUUAGAAGGAAAGAAAGCUUCGAUGACCAUUUUGAACGUGCAACCAGAGGAUGCAGGGAAAUACAGCUGCACCACAGGAGAUGAGAAAACCACUGCGGAGGUCCGAGUGAAGCCGCUUCCUGUCACCUUUAAACGGGAGCUCCAGCGCCUGGUGGUUAAGGAGGGGGACAGUGGGGUUUUCUGCUGUGAGCUCUCCAAACCUGGUGCUCCUGUGGACUGGAGGAGAGGACGAGUCUUGCUUAAACCCGGAGAGAAAUAUGAGAUGCAGCAAGAGGGACGUGUCACAAAACUGAUCAUCAACAACGUGGAAGAGAGCGAUGCUGGAAAAUACACCUGUAAGACCAAAGACAGCCAGUCCUCUGCUGAACUCAUCGUUCAAGCUCUGCCGCCUAGUUUCAAGCUCCCACUGGUCAACCAGGAGGCAACCGAAGGCAACAGCGUGGUUCUCCGCUGUGAGCUCAACAAGCCCGCUCCGUCGGUGGAGUGGAGGAGAGGGGCGGAGCUGCUGACGAAUGGAGACAAGUACCAGAUGAGGAAGAAAGAUCUGCAGGUGGAGAUGAAGAUCGCCGAACUCAGCUUGGAGGACUCUGGAGAAUACACCUGCAUAUGUGGAGAAGAGAAGACAGAAGCUCAGGUCACUGUGAAUGAGCGACCCAUCAAGUUCCUCCAUGAACUGAAGAAUAUACAGGUGCAGGAAGGCAGUGGAGUGACACUCCGCUGUGAGCUGUCCAAACCGGGGGUCCCAGUGCAGUGGAACAAAGGAGGUGAUGUGCUCACCAAUGGAGAGAAAUACCAGAUGAAGCAGAGCGGCUCCACCUUCGAGCUUCUCAUCAGGAAAAGCCUCCCAGAGGACAGUGGGACAUACAGCUGUGUUUGCGAAGAUAUCAAAAGCACAGCGACUGUCAUCAUCACGGCCAUCCCAGUAACAUUCAAGCAGAAGCUGAAGAACCAGGAAGCAUUGGAGGAGGGUUGUGUGACAUUGCGCUGUGAGCUCUCUAAACCUGGAGUCCCGGUGGAGUGGAGGAAAGACGGGCAACUGCUCAAGGAGGGGCAGAAAUACCAAAUGAAACAGGAGAAUCGGGUGGCUGAGAUGUGGGUUAAAAACGUAGCUCUCCCAGAUGCUGGGGAGUACAGCUGUUUUGCUGGAACUGUCGUAACUUCUGCUGACAUCAGAGUGAGAGCCCUUCCUGUAACAUUUAAGCAGAAUGUUGAGAACUUGGAGGUGAAGGAAGGGGACAGCGCGCUUUUCUGCUGUGAGAUCUCCAAACCCGGAGCCCCCGUGGACUGGAGGAGAGGACGAGUUAUCCUGAAGCCCGGCUACAAGUACGAAAUGAAGCAGGAGGGAGACGUUGUCAAACUGCUCAUCAACAACGUGGAAGAGAGUGACGCAGGAAAAUACACCUGCAAGACUGAAGACAGCCAGAGUACUGCGGAGCUCACUGUCAAAGCUCCACCGGUGACUUUCAAGACGAAACUAAAGAACCAACAAGUGGAAGAGGAGAACAACGUGACGUUGAGCUGUGAGCUCUCUAAGCCUGGCCUCGCUGUCGAGUGGAGGAAAGGAAAGGAGCUCCUGAGAAACGAUUUCAAGUACCAGAUCAAAACCAGAAAUAGCGUUAUGGAGCUGACCAUCAAAAACACACAACUGGAGGACAGUGGACUCUACAGCUGUAUCUACGGGGAUGGCAAGACCACAGCUAAUGUCACAGUAACACCCAUUCCCCUGACCUUUAAAAUGGGCCUGAAGAACCAGGAGGCCCCUGAAGGAGGUAACGUCUGCCUGCGCUGUGAGCUGUCGAGGGCUGGUGUGCCUGUGCAGUGGUGGAAGGGAGAGGACCAGGUCUACCAUGGAGGAAGAUACCAGAUGACUUUGAAGGGGAAGGUUGCUGAAAUGACCAUCCGAAACAUCCAGCCAGAGGAUGUUGGCGAGUACAGCUGCCUCUUCGGGGGCCAGAAGACGACGGCAGAAGUGAAUGUGAGAGCGGCAGCAUCUGUCUUCUUUGAGAAGGAACUUGAGAACCAGGCAGUGAUGGAGGGAAAAUCUGUGCUGCUCUCUUGCGAAGUUUCCAGUGCCACUGUUCCCGUCACUUGGAAGAAAGACAAUGCUGUGGUGGAGGAAGGAGGGCGUUACAUUGUAAAGAAAAAAGGCCCUUUUCACACUUUGGAAAUACACAAACUGCGCUUGGAGGAUGCUGGAGAAUACUGCUGCAUCAGUAGGGGAAAGAAAACAACUGCCAAGCUGAUUGUGAGGGAGCGCGUUAGAAUUGUUAGGGAGUUGCAGGACAUAACGGUGACUGCUGGUGAGGACGCUGCGUUCAUUUGUGAGCUGAGCCACGCAGAUGUGAGUGACGGCGUCUGGUGGCUUGGCUCCAGCCCCCUGCAGAAGAAUGAGAUGAACCAGAUGACAUGCCACGGGCGCCAGCACCGGCUGGUCCUCACCAUGGCGACACCUGAUGAGACGGGCACCGUGGCGUUUGUGGUUGGGGACGAGAGGACUUCUGCACGUCUGCUAGUUGUUCCAAAGCCCAAAGUUUUAUUUGAGGAGAAGCCCAAAGAUACAGCGGUGAUGGAAGGACAGACCGCUACAUUGCGUUGCACCAUUUCUGACACUACCACCAAGGUUACUUGGAGACGCAGCCAGGUUCCCCUUCAUAAUAGUGAUAAAUAUGAAAUGCGUAAGGAGGGAAAAGUCAACCUGCUGAUUAUCCACGAUGUGGAGCCCCAGGACACUGGCACCUACUCCUGUGAUACAGGAGAUGUGGAGAGCAGUGCCAAACUUACUGUAACAGAGCUUCCUCCAUUCUUCCAGGAGGAGCUUCAGAGUGUAGAGGCGGAAGAACACAGUUCAGCCUCCCUCUACUGUGAACUCUCUAAACUUGGAGUGCCGAUACAGUGGAAAAAAGACCGGCUGCCAAUAAGAGCCAGUCGGAAGUAUGAGAUGAGACAAGAUGGCUGCUUCAUCCAGCUUUACAUCAAGGAGCUCAAGCUUGAGGACAGUGGCAGCUACUCAUGUCAAGCAGGGAAUGCAGAGACCACUGCAACUGUAUUGGUGAAAGAGCUCCCUCCAUUCUUUAGGAGAGAUUUAAGAAGCGUAGAGGCUGAGGAAGGUACUGCUGCCUCCCUGCAGUGUGAGCUGUCUAAACCUGGGGUUACAGUGCAGUGGAGAAAGAACAGACUACCUCUAAGAGCAAGCAGGAAAUAUGAAAUCAAGCAGGAUGGCUGCCUCGUCCAGCUCCGCAUCACUGAGCUUAAACCUGAGGACAGUGGCAGCUACACGUGCCAAGUAGGUAGCAAAGAGACCACUGCAACUGUGUCAGUGAAAGAGCUUCCACCAUAUUUCAUAAAGGACCUGCAGAGCAUGAAGGCCGAUGAAGGAGGGACGGCCUUGCUUUGCUGUGAAGUGUCCAAACCUGAUGUGUCUGUGCAGUGGAAGAGGAACAAACUCCUCCUGAGACCGAGUAGGAAGUAUGAGAUAAAGCAGGACGGCUGCUUACUGGAACUCAUCAUCAAGGAGCUCAAAUCGGAGGACAGUGGGAGCUACACAUGUCAGGCAGGAAGUGCUGAGACCACUGCAACUGUGACAGUGAAAGAGCUGCCACCAUUUUUCAACAAAGAUUUACAAAGUUUGGCUGUUGAGGAGGGAAGCACAGCCUCGCUCUGCUGUGAGGUCUCCAAGCCUGGAUUAUCAGUACAAUGGAAGAAGAACAAAUUGCCACUGAGAGCGAACAGGAAGUAUGAGAUGAAACAUGACGGCUGUUUCCUCCAGCUCCACAUUAAAGAUCUGACGUUGGAAGACAGUGGGAGCUACUCAUGUCAAGCAGGAUCUGCAGAGACCACUGCGACUGUGGCGGUGAAAGAGCUCCCUCCCUUCUUCAAGGAACAGUUAGUAAAUGUGGAGGCUGAGGAGGGCCGUGCAGCAUCCCUGUGCUGUGAGGUGUCUAAAGCUGGAGUUUUAGUCCAGUGGAAGAAAAACGAUACGCCACUGAGAGCCAACAGGAAGUAUGAGAUGAAGCAGGAUGGCUGUUUGCUGCGACUCAUCAUCAAAGAGCUCAAACCUGAAGACAGUGGGAGCUACACGUGUCAGGCAGGAGACGCUGAGACCACUGCAACUGUGACAGUGAAAGAGCUCCCACCAUUUUUCAAGAAAGAAUUAAAAAGUUUGGCUGUUGAGGAGGGAAGCACAGCCUCGCUCUGCUGUGAGGUCUCCAAGCCUGGAUUAUCAGUACAAUGGAAGAAGAACAAAUUGCCACUGAGAGCGAACAGGAAGUAUGAGAUGAAACACGACGGCUGUUUCCUCCAGCUCCACAUUAAAGAUCUGACGUUGGAAGACGGUGGGAGCUACUCAUGUCAAGCAGGAUCCGCAGAGACCACUGCAACUGUGACGGUGAAAGAGCUCCCUCCCUUCUUCAAGAAAUCGUUAACAAGUGUGGAGGCUGAGGAGGGUCAUGCAGCAUCCCUGUGCUGUGAGGUGUCUAAAGCUGGAGUUUCAGUCCAGUGGAAGAAAAACAAGACACCACUGAGAGCCAACAGGAAAUAUGAGAUGAAGCAGGAAGGUUGUUUGCUGCGACUCAUCAUCAAAGAGCUCAAACCUGAAGACAGUGGGAGCUACACGUGUCAAGCAGGGAGUAUUGAAACCACUGCCUCUGUAUCAGUUAAAGAGUCCCCCCUACUUUUCACAAAGGAGUUAGAAAAUGUGGAAGCUGAGGAGGACAGCACAACGUCACUAUGCUGUGAACUAUCCAAGCCUGGAGUGGCCGUGCAGUGGAAGAAAAAUAGGCUACCGGUACGGGCCAGCCCAAAGUUUGAGAUAAAACAGGAGGGAAGCCUCUGUCAUCUCACCAUAAAGGACCUGAAACCAGAAGAUAGUGGCAGCUACACAUGUCAAGCAGGGAGAGUAGAAACCACUGCAAAUGUGGAAGUGAGAGAGCUUACUCCAUUCUUCAACAAAGAAUUACAAAAUGUAGAAGCUGAGGUCGGCAGUACAGCCUCCAUGCACUGCAAGCUGUCCAAGCCAGGAUUGUCUGUGCAGUGGAAAAAGAACAAGCUGCCUUUGAGGGCCAGUGGGAAGUACGAGAUAAAACAGGAUGGCUGCUUCCUGCAGCUCAACAUCAACGAAAUCAAGUCAGAGGACAGUGGUACUUACUCUUGCCAUGCUAGGACUGCAGAGACCUCUGCGACUGUACAAGUCAAAGUACUGAAACCAGCUCCAAGGGCCGAAGCUCCCACGAUGACGCCAAGAGUCAACGAUACUGUUUCCAAACCAGCUCUUACUGCAGAGAAUGAGAGUACUGGCCUUCCAGAGGCCAAACCUGUUCCUCCUGAGCCCAAAAAGAGGACUAAUAGAAAGGCAUCCAUGACAAAUUCAGAAAAAGAUGUGGAGCCAGUUUUUAACCUUAAGGCAUCCAUGCUGAAGGAUAAUAAUGAAGUCCGUAAGGGCACUGAACCUGCAAGUUCUAUGGAAAAUGACUUUGAUGUUGCACGGAAUGUAACACAAGUGGAUGGGAAGAAAGAUGAAGAGGGUGAGGUGUACAACAAGGUUGACAAGCCAGUGAAACAACCAGAGAAGGAUUAUAGGGUUGCUGAAAAGGUCAGAGAAUCAGCUAGACCUUUAGGUAACGCAAAUGAUGUUUUCCUGGAAGUGAGACAACCAGGAGAGACUUUGGAAAAAUUAAGUAGACUUGAAGUUAGUCAGUCAGAUGGGGUUUUGGAGAGCCCUCCGGUUGAACCGACAGAAAAGGGAAAGGGGAAAGAAAUGAAAGAGAGCUUGAAACAGCGUGAAAAGGCCUCUGAAGAGACACAUGACGUUAAGCACAAGGUGAAAUUACCAACAAUUACCACACUGAAGAGCAGUGAGGAUGAAAGACACCCUGAGAAAAACCAAGAAAAGAUUAUGUCAAAAGAAACUGCAGAAAAAGUUGUGAAAUCUGUUGAAAAUAAAGGUGGAGUGGAAAAGACUACAGAGGAGCCUUUGAAACCACCUGUACGAUCUAAGGGAAAGUUAACAGAGGGAAAACCGCCAGUCCAGUGCAUUUCAAGAGAAACUGAGGAAAUCAUUCCUCAAGAGAUAGUAAAGACAGCGCUGAGUGAUUUUGAGGAAGAUAAUGAACAAAGACUAAAAUAUAAGAAACCAUCCGUGGUGAGUAAAGGAGAGGAAAAAUCCCUGACACAAACUGUAAAUCAGCUGGACAAAAAGCCAGAAAAGGUUGAUGAAAAAGUAUCUGCAUUUGCUCAACCAAAACCCCCUUUAAGGACUAAAAGCAGAGCGAAAGGAGGGAUGGAAAAACAAGUUUCACAGGACACAGAAACAGAUCAAGAUGAACUUCAGGCAAUAAAUAUUGUAAUAAGAAAAGCUGAAGCGAGCCAAUUCAGCGAGCCAAUUAAACCAAUUGGGUCUGAAGAGACUUUGAGAUUGGAGGGGAACCAGUUCGCCACAACACGCAGUGAAACAGCUGAUAAAAUAAAACAGCCAGUUAAACCCAUGAGAAAAGAACCUGAGUCGGACCAGAAAAUUAAACUGGCAGCCGAAACAAUGAAAAGACCAGAGGAAAAGCAAACAACUCAGCUGGCAGAAGACAUUCCUCUUCUCUACAUUUCUGAAGAAGAGGCUUUCUCAGAGGCCUUGAGUGAGCUACCAGCUGUUAAGGUCCAGCCAACUGAUGCUGCCGUUGGGGGGCAAACAGAAGAGGCGCCUUUCCAGAGGACUUCUGAUUACUCCCCUCCGGAAGCUGACGUCAGUGUUGAGGAUGAGCCAGAACUUCAACAAGCUGCGGUCAAGAUCCAGGCCGCCUUCAAAGGCUACAAAACCCGCAAAGACAUGCGUCCAGUCUUCAAAGAAGUGUUCAAGAACCAGAGUGCAGACCUGCAUGGGUCACUCACUUUAAGAUGCACCGUAGAGGGAAAAGCCAGCACAGUCCGCUGGCUGAAAAAUGGCCAACAAAUUGCGAAUGACCACCGAUUCAGGAUUAAAACAACAGGAAACGGAGAGUGCACUCUUGUUAUCAAAAACAUGAUCAGCAGUGACAGCGGAGUUUAUACAUGCGAGGCGGCAAACAAGUUUGGCGUUACCUCCUAUAAUGGAAACAUAACCAUAGUAAAGGCCGAGAAACCUGCGCCCCAGAAACCUGUGCACCCCCCUCUAGCGGCCAUAACUCCUUUGCAGCGGGCUCCAGCGAAGCAGGAAGCCCAGACGGAAACACAGACUCAGAAUCUGCUUCAAACGCAGGUGCCUGUUUCAGAUGCUGGAAACUAUGUAGAAAGUGUGAGUGUUUCUCUGUGGGAGGCCUAUAACCUGACAGCGCGGGACCCUCAGACGAGCCUACAGGAAAGAAGAGGGUCCUCUCUCAUUGGUGUCAGCUCAAUGUCAAGUCCCUCUGAUUAUGACACAGCUCCAGACAUUAUGGAGCCGGUGGAGACUGUUCCACUCGCACUGAGAGAAGUAUCAAAAUCCCCUGCCGACCAAGUAGCUGCAAAGGAGGAGAAGGAAGAGCCGGCCGCUCCACAGCCUCCUAAGAAACUCCUGAAGGUCAAAGGGCCUCAUGACAGUAAACUUAGAGCACCAUCUCCAAAGCACCACCGUACCGUCACACCCAUAUCGAGCACUUUGUCUGGAUCUGAGUCAGACGGGGAAGAAGGCAGACGAGAGACUUUUGAAAUGUAUGUGACUCGAGCUGAUUGCAGCUCUAUUAAUGGAAAUAAGGACAGCUUUGUUCUAAAGGAGGGUCAGUUUUUGGAGGUCCUGGACUCUGUUCAUCCUGACAGAUGGUUGGUGAGGACCAAACCCACCAAAACCAACCCAGCCCGACAGGGAUGGCUGUGUCCAGCUUAUUUGGAGAAGAAGAGAAAGGAGACCUUCCCACAGUUGAGGGCACCUCAAGAGGAUCUUGAUGGAAUUGGGUCCACAGUUGAAGAGUACAGAAGAGCUCUGAGUCAGCUUAUCCAAGGCCUGAUUGACGGAGAGGAGGAAUUUGUAAAGGUGAUGAGGAUGUUCCUCUCUCACCACUUAAGUUAUCUUGACUCAAGCCACCAUGUCCCCAUAAACAUCUUGAACCAAAAAGAGAUCAUUUUCAGAAACGUCAAGGACAUUGUGUCUUUACAUGAACGCUCCAUACUUCCUGGUCUGAGAGAGUGUGUGACAGAUGACGAUGUCGCCAUGCAUCUAAUCAAGCACUCCGAUGACUUUGAGAAGUAUCUUCACUACAUGGUGGGACAAGCCCAAGCAGAAGCCUGCAUCAGUGACAAGACUGUCCAGCAGUUUUUUAAACAGUCAGCAACAGAAGCUGAUGUCCCUGUAAUGGAUGCUGUGUCAUUCCUCCAGCAACCAGUAGAGAGGAUUCAAACCUACCAGGCUUUACUGAAGGAGUUGAUUAAGAACAAAGCCAAGAGUGGCCAGAGCUGCUAUAUCUUGGAGGAUGCCUUCUCCAUGGUGUCCUGCCUGCCAUGGAGGUCUGACAACCUGCAUCAGGUGUCACUCAUUGAGAACUAUCCAGCCCCUCUUACUGCCCUGGGGGAGCCUGUGCGACAGGGAGUCCUUACCGUGUGGGAGGAAUCUCCAGAAAUCAAAACGUCCUCUAGAGGGCACCAGAGGCAAGUUUUUCUUUUCAAGGACUGUAUUGUACUGUGCAAGCUGAAAAAAGACACCAACAUGAACCAAGACACAUAUACCUUUAAGAACAAGAUGAAGUUGAAUGAUGUGGAGAUCAAGGAGGCUGUGGGUGCAGAGGAGAGGUCUUGGGGCCUGUGGCAUGAGCACAGGGGCUCCAUUCGGAGGUACACAUUUCAGGGCCACUCCACACUUGUUAAAUUCUCUUGGCUGAAAGACCUGAAGGACCUGCAGCAACACUCUGGCAUCAGUAACAGCCAGCCAGUCUUUGAGUCUUUGCUGAGUGACUUUACAACAAAGAUCGGACAAACAAUCAAACUGACCUGCAAAGUCUCGGGAUCUCCAAAGCCAGUUAUCAGCUGGAUCAAAGACGGGCUGCCUUUGGAGGAUGACCCACGUCACAUUAUCACAGCCGACCGGUCCGGAACGUGCAGUCUCAUCCUGGACAGCCUCACUGCUGAGGACUCAGGACAGUAUGCUUGCUAUGCUACCAGCUCCAUGGGUAGUGCUAGCACGCUGGCUAAGGUAGUGGUGCAGGCUCCUCCUCGGUUUGUUAGCCGAGUAGAAAGCGCUUGUCUGAUAGAGGGAGAGGAUAUCCAGUUUUCUUGCUCCACUCUUACCACUCCCUUACCACGAAUCCGAUGGUUGAAAGAUGGCACAGAGUUGACCGACCACCAUAAAUAUUCCAUUGUGAACGACGCUCGGAGUGGGAUAUUGACUCUUACUGUCAUCAGGGCAACCGAGGCAGAUAUUGGGCAGUAUGAGUGUGAGCUUUUGAAUGAACUUGGCUGCAUCAAAUGCAAGGCGGGUCUGUGUCCUGCCUUCAUUCCACCCACUGACAUCGAGAGCGACGAGCCUCAGGACUUGCCUGUAAAAGAUGCUGAUUCAGAGGGCUGGUCCACAACUUUUGUCAAAAAAUGGUUACAAGCAGAUUUCAGCCCCACAUCUGUUGCAAAGACGCUUUUCCCUCCCGGUCACUCUGAGUGCACGGAGGAGGAUGUUCACAUCUCUGCGUUGGAUCAUGCAGCACAGCAGCCCGUUUGUUACCAAGAAGAAGAGGAGGAAAUGUACACUGAGCAUAUGCUGGAAAUUACAGAUGCUCCUCCUUCGAUCCAGGUUCCCACAGAGGAUUUGUGUGUAGAGCCAGGCCAACCUGCAACAUUUACUGCCAUCAUAACUGGAAGACCUACCCCUAGAAUACAGUGGUUCAAGGAUGGCGAACUGAUUGCAGACAGUGAGAAUGUGAAGAUAGUGCAACAUGGUGCCCGCUUUUCCAUAACCAUCGUAUGCCCUGAAGGCGAGGACAGUGGCUCAUACAUCUGCUUUGCUCAGAAUGACUCUGGCCAUACCUCUUGUGAGGCUCGGCUUAUAGUCGAAGAAGGUUUACUUGAGUCUCAGGAGAAGGAAGUGGAACUGGGAAAGAGAAGGAAGCUAUUUACCGUCUAUGAUGUCCAUGAGGAAAUUGGAAGGGGAACAUUUGGGGUGGUGAAGCGUGUUAUCCACAGGAGGACAGGUGAAGUUUUCGCGGCCAAAUUUCUGCCUCUGCGGGGUGCCACGCGGACCAGAGCCUUCCAGGAGAGGGACCUGCUCUCCCGACUGGCCCAUCCCAGAGUGGCCUGCCUGCUGGACUUCUUUUGCACCAGACGCACCCUUGUGCUUAUCACAGAAAUGUGCUGCUCUCAUGGGCUUUUGGACCAUUUAUUGAUGAGAGGCUCUGCCUCAGAAAAAGAGAUUCAGUUUUAUAUCCUUCAAAUCCUUGAAGGAGUUGGCCAUAUUCACAGCUUGAACAUACUUCAUUUGGACAUUAAACCGGAUAAUAUUUUAAUGGUAUAUCCUCCAAGAGAUGAGAUCAAGAUCUGCGACUUUGGCUUCUGCCAGGAAAUAGACACGUCCCGGCACCAGUAUAGCAUGCUUGGUACUCCUGAGUUUGUGGCACCAGAGAUUGUUCACCAAGAACCUGUUACUGCGGCAACUGAUAUUUGGCAAGUUGGAAGCCGAGUUGAGACUAAAAUGACAUAUUUCUUACCUUUUCUGGCUGUUGGUGUCAUGGCAUACCUGUGUCUUGUGUGUCGAUGCCCUUUUAUGGGCGCCACUGACCGGGCUACACUGCUGAGGGUGGGGGAGGGGACUCUAAACUGGGAUGCCCCGGACAUUGUGAGCAGGAGUCCUGAGGCCAGGAAUUUUCUGCAUUCGGUCCUUCAACCAGAUCCAGAGUACAGUACCACGAAGCGGCCAUCUGCUUUUGAGUGUUUGAGUCAUGAGUGGUUCCAGGAGGAGCAUGCAGGUGAAGACACGGAUGAGAUCAACACAAGGAGUUUAAAAGCUUUCGUCUCCAAGAGGAAAUGGCAGCGCUCUUUGACGGCCAUUGGCUCGGUGCUCACCUUGAGGCCCGUUCCCGAGCUGCUCGACGCUCCUCUCAGAGAGACGUCGGCGACGGUGCCCCGUGAGCCUCAGGAGCACAGCAGCACCUCCCUGAGCAGCGGCUCCUCGUCCGAGUACGACGAGGCCGACUCGUGGGAUUUUUUCCAGCACUGCAGCCCGACGGAGGAGGAAGAGGAAACCGAGGAAGAAUACGAUCCCUUAACGGAGAGGGCACAGAUCCCGGAGCCUUUUGCCAAACACCACCUGUAUGAAGAGGGGGAUGAGGAAGGAACGGUGGGAGAGGAGGAGGAUGACAUGAUGGGGGAAAGGAGGAGUGUGAUGGAGCGCAGCGUGAGCAGGCAGUCACUGGCAUCGUCAACCACAACCGAACAACAGACGCCUCAGAGAGAGCGUCGCUUCAGCAAGGACAGCAACCCAUCGCUCUACAUUUCCGACGGCGACGAGGGCUCAGGGAGCGACGGAGGGCGCAUCCCCCGGGGGAGCCUCAUCCGCAGCACCUUCUACAACACCUCCCAACAGCUCUCGCCAAUGUCCGCCAGGCACAUGUCUCUGCGGGACAAGUUUCAGGCCAAAAAGCAGGAGAGAGGCCGCAAGCCUCUGCGGAGGAGCCUCUCCGGGCGGCUCAACGAGCCCCUCAUCGAGUACGUGGAGGACGAGCCAGAGAUGGGCCGGGGCCAGAGACGGGGGUCCGUCCAGCCCGCCAUGCUGAAGUCCUGCUCCUUUGACAGCGGAGUGGGCCUCGUCCACGCCAACAUGCCCCCGCAGAGGAGGAGCAGAUCCUUGGAUGAGUAUUCCCGUCGGUCUCCCAGCUCUCCCGUCCGCGCAAAAAGAGGUGAAGAGGAGGGCUCCCAGAGUUUGAAAGAAGACUUCACCGACGAUGAGGUGGCAGAAAGAAACUCACUGGCGACUUCGAACUCCCAGCGAGCUACCAGAAGAAGAGGUUCUGUCGCUCCGGUACAAAAGGCACAUACACUCGGUGGAUCAUCUCUCACCCCAGGCUUCCUUGCUGGAGACAGAUUGAAAUCCAAACUGGAUCAGGUGAAGGCAGAGAGAGAUGCGUAUGCAGGCUCCCAAGGCUCUCUGGCCGAGUCCUUUAUUUUGGAGCAUGGUGGUUCUGAGUCAUCCAGCAGACAGGGCUCCUGCGAGGAGCUGACUCCCGGCCAUCUCAGAGGCAGAUACAAAUCAGGUGAUGGCUAUGAUGACCAGCGAGAGCCGCUGAUUCCACCCUCCCCAUGCUCUUUUCAGGAGCUGGAAUCCAGACGUUCCUUUCCUCAGGCGCCGCCUCGUAAUCGCACACGUUCCAAUCCCAAUUUAUCCGCAAACGGCCGAGGUCAAGCCGGGACGCCACUGACGCCGAGCCCCAGUCCCAGCCUCUGCUCUCUACAGGCCCCACAGAGGCCCCCCAGGUCAAAGGACAAGAAAGAGGCCUCUGGUCUUCAGAGACAUGCAUCUGCUCCGGCCCUCGAAGCUCGGCCUCCCACCGGAAAGUCGCCUAAACUAGGACUUCUGAAGAUCUUCCGCAGGCAGUCCUGGACUGGCCACUCCUACUCCCAGCUGGAGAACGCGGAGUUGGGACCCACACUUGGAGAGAUCAUGAAGCCCGAUACACCCACUAUGUCUCUAAGGAAAAAGAUGAGAGCCUCAGCCUCCAGCCUGACCAAACUGUUUUCCAGGUCCUCCAGUAAGGAGGAUGUGAACAAAGCUGGAUCAAUCGUAAAAGAUCCAUCUCCAACCCCAGCGAGUGGUCCUGAGAGUCCCAAAAAGAGAGGCUCAAAACUCUUGCCCUCUUUUAAAAUUCCAGCAUUCAAAAAAGCAAAAGUCCGCCCCAACAAGGCUGAGGUGCUGCAGUUAGAUGGAGGUGGAAUCCUGUUGGUGUGGAGGCCCGUCCAGUCCAGUGACCCCAUCACCUACUGUGUGCAGUAUUGUUCAGAAGGUGGGGAGUGGACCGUCCUGUCGGAUGAGGUGACGGAGAGCCACCACGUGGUGAAGGACUUACCCAGAGGAGCCUCUUAUGUGUUCAGGGUGGGCUGCAUCACGAAGGCAGGAGCGGGGCCUUUCAGUGAGGCCUCAACUCCAGUUGUAAUGGCCACUCACCCUGAAGGCAAGAAAAUCCACAUCCACAUUCCCCUCAUUCAGACCGGGUCGCUCGGGUCAAAGGUCAUUGGAUCAGAAGGUCAAACAAAAAACAAGAACUACUGCUUCCUCUCUGAGAUUAACAGGGGUCGAUUCAGCGUCAUAAUCUUGAGCAGGAAUGUCGAGACCAGCCAGGUGUUUGCCGCCAAGACCACCCCAUACCAGGCCGAGCAGCGGCAGCUGGUGCUGCGGGAGUACCAGCUGCUCCGGAGGCUGCACCACCCUCAUCUGGUUCAGCUGCACGCUGCCUUCCUCACCCCCGGCUACUUGGUGUUGAUGGAGGAGCUCUGCCCCGGCAAGGAGCUGCUCCACAGUCUGGCUGCCAGAGAUCUGUACGCGGAGACGCACGUUGCAGAGCUGCUGGUUCAGAUCCUGAGCGCAGUGGAUUAUCUGCACAGCCGUAGAGUCAUCCACCUGGACCUCAAGUCCGAUAACAUGCUGGUGGAUGACUGUAACCACCUGAAGAUUGUGGACUUCGGCUCGGCCCAGUCCUUCGUGCCCGGGCAGCCUCUCACCAUCGAGCACAUCCACGGCUUCUCAGACUGCAGAGGCUGCCGCAAAGUUUAUAUCGUCCUUCCUAAAGCUCCAGAAAUCCUGGAGGGCCAAGGGGUGGGGCCUGAGACGGACGUCUGGGCCAUUGGAGUCCUGUCGUUCAUCAUGCUUAGCGCAGACAGCCCGUUUCAGUCAGAUCUCAGCUGGGAGCAAGACAAAAACAUCAAGAAAGGGAAGAUCCAGUUUGGACACUGUUACCCUGGUCUUUCAGAGGGAGCCUUAAACUUCAUGAAGAGCAGCUUGAAUAACAAAUCCUGGGGGAGACCCACCGCAGCCGAGUGCCUCCAGAACCCUUGGCUGCGUGCCCAUCGGACCCCGCACAAAGCCCGACCCUCCAAGUUGUGUUUCUCCACCGACAAGCUAAAGGCUUACCUCGCACAGAAGGAGGAGAAAAGAGAUCAGGUGCGCACAAAGCUUCAGGGUCCCUUCUUCCAGUGA